UUAGAGGCUUCGAUCUGGUCCGUAGAUUCUUUGAUGCCAUAUGUGCCUUCAAAUGAGUGGAUGGUUGAGAAUGGGUUUUCAACGCCUCAAAAAGGUGUGAGCCCACAAAUUAAAUCCAGUGACAGUCAUUCUUCUCUUGAUGGCAUUCCUUUAAGGAAGAAUCUGCAAGCAUGUGGAUCAACCAAAUAUCAUGGUGUUUCCCAUCCGUCAGAGGCUUCAAUCUGGUCUGUAGAUUCUUUGAUGCCAUAUGUGCCUUCCAAUGAGUUGGUUGAUAAUGGGUUUUCAAUGCCUCAAAAAGCCGUUAGCCCACAAAUAAAAUCCAAUGAUGGUGAUCCUUCCACUGAUGGCAUUCCUUUAAGGAAAAAUCUGCAAGCAUGUGGAUCAACUAAAUAUCAUGGUGUUUCCCAUCAGUUAGAGGCCUCUAUCUGGUCCGUAGAAUCUUUGAUGCCGUAUGUACCUUCCAAUGGGUGUAUGGUUGAUAAUGGAUAUUUAACUUCUCAUCAAGCUCUGAGCCCACAGAUUAAAUCCAGUAAUGUUAUAUCAGAGUUGAAUCAGACUUCCGGUGAUCAUUUUCAAGUAGGGGAGAGGCUACAAACUUGUGCUACAACUAAACGUAAGGGGUCCAUUAAGUCACUAGAGACAUGCUCCCCUUACCGUCCCUCAUCAAGCUGGCUGGCUGAUUUUGGUAAUGUAUACUACUACAGUAAGUUAUCCACUGUUCAGCAACAGUCUGAGAUUCUGGAGAGAUGGCAGCCAAAUGUGUCCAUUGCCACUCAUCUUGAAUCAUCUUUGGUUAAUGUGAAAAAGACCAGAAACCAAACACCAGCAACUGGUAUCUCAAACCAGAAGGACUGCUUAUCUUAUAAAUGCAAGUGCAAAGGCAAAAUAAGUCCAAGGCUUUCUUGUGUCACACUUGAAAGUAAAUUACCUUUGUGCCCAUCAUGUCGAUAUGACACAAAAGGAAAAGAUCAAAAAAAGCAUUCAGAUUGUCUUGGCUGCAAAAGAGAAGAUAAGGUUGAAGUUAAGACCUUUGACAAAAUCUAUAAUGAGGGUAUCUUUGACGCCAAAGAGAUGGCAUUGGGAAAUCUUUUGCCAGAAUGCUGUGCUGCCGCUCAGGUGGAAUUGAGGCAACAGACUGGACUGUGUGAUUGCCUCUGCCUUCAUGCCAGCCCAUCUCAAGAUAAUUCUAAAGACCUUGGAUGGAGACUUUGGGAAAAGAAUGAGGAAGAUUUAAUGAACCAGAAUAAAAGUCAGAUAUGGAGUCUACAAAAAGCAGAAAAUGCAGUAAAAGGAUCUAUGCAGGCGACUAAUUCUGUAAGAAGAAUUGAGAAAAAAGAAAGGAAAGCAUGCUUGCAAGAAAUCGCACUAGAGGGAAAACAUGUCACUGGCUGCUAACAGGCAGUGUGCGCACACCAUGGAUGGUGUAAAGUGACUUUAAAAAUCACAAACUCACCCUUUUAUCAUUUGAAUACUACAGUGCACAUGUAUAUUUAUGCUGUGAAUUAAUAAAGUGUUU
This is a messenger RNA of Danio aesculapii, 1516 nucleotides long. It is a transcript of the gene buc2l, whose product is annotated as bucky ball 2-like. The record is from RefSeq and is a predicted model, not a curated record. The transcript is spliced from 3 exons. Bases 34 to 1395 code for a protein of 453 amino acids. NCBI's taxonomy places the organism in Eukaryota, Metazoa, Chordata, Actinopteri, Cypriniformes, Danionidae.